Molecule: messenger RNA, 1670 nt
Organism: Caenorhabditis angaria
Lineage: Eukaryota; Metazoa; Nematoda; Chromadorea; Rhabditida; Rhabditidae
Source: the annotation of a GenBank genome assembly
AUGUUCAUCAAGAUCCUACUCCUCUCUGCUAUAUUUCUCCACUUUUCCCAAGCCUCGAAACUUUACCCACGCGACACUUUCAAAAUCGUCUUGGACAAUAAAAAUGAAGUCUAUGCCCCUGGAGAUGAUGUGAAAGGAAAUCUAGUUCUCAAAACUCCAAAAGAUUCAGCGAUUAACAAUGUUGUUUUGCGAUUUGUUGGACAAGCCUACGGAUUUGCUGAUUAUGGAGAGAAGUUUGGAGUCUAUCAAUCGAAUAUUGCACCAUUUAUCAAUGAAUCAAAGGUUCUUGUGAAGAAAGAAGUUCUAGCCAAGAGCAAGGAAUUCAAAUAUCCAUUCUCAUUCAAAAUUCCCGCCAAUUCUCUAACUUCCGUUGAAGCUUUCCCAGCAAAAAUCAGAUAUGGAUUCGAAGUUGAGAUUAGUGAAACUGAUGGUUCUACCGGAAUUCCUGCUAGAUAUCUGAUCACCGUUGUAAAUGGCAUCGAUCUUUCAAAAUCGGACGAGUAUUCAAAGCCAGCUUCAUGCGAAGGAUCAAAGUUCGGAGUUAAUAUCAAAGCAACUGUCAUUAAACGUGGUUUCGUUGAUGGUGAAAAUAUUACAUUAACUGUUGAAAUUGAUAACAAAUCGAAUGAGAAAACUGAUUCAGUGAGUUAAAAAAAAGUUUCUGUGUAAGUAAAAACACAUCAAGGGGUUCUUUAGAUUCACGCAGAACUCAUUGUCAAUAAGACAAGUAUUUUGAAAAAAGGCGGAAAGACUUAUAAAAUCGGAGAUGCAGUUGCAGUUGCAGGAGAUUCGAGGGAAAUUCGAACUAGAGAGUAUGAAACCUAUUUCGUGACUGAAAAAGUAUGUUUUUCUUUUACGGGGGGCACCUUUGGGGGUCCUAUUUGAUUCAAGUAUCCAAUCAUCUGUUUCCCGCAGGUCUCAGUCAACGCAAAAUCCAAAGAAAAAUUCACUGUGAUCGCACUAAGCUACGAAACCACCAUCCCAAGUUUCGCCCCAAAAACCCUUCCACCAUUCUUGUCCAUCAGACAUCGUCUCGAUGUUGAAGUAAAACAUGCAAAUGGUAAAAAUACAAUCAGUUGCUCAAUUCCACUUACAAUUGGAACUGUGCCAACGAAAGAUGUGAAGAAACGCAGUAAGAACUUUUUGGGCUGAUCACGUUUGCGUUGUCAAAAAUAGCUAAACUCAAGGCUGAAAAUGAGUUAUGACGUGGCAAAGUUGUUUAAGAAUAAUUGUCAUGAGUUUACGAGACUAUUGGAGGAUAAUUCAGGUUUUUUUGUUUUAUGGAAACUAUUUAUAGUCUUUGUAAAGCUUUACAGGACUAUAACUAAACUAAACUAAGUUAGCUAUAGUCUUGUAAAGCUUUACAAAGACUAUACAUAGCUUCCAUGAAACAAAAAAGCCUGAAUUAUCCUCCCAUAGUUUUGUAAACUCAACAAAAGUAUUGUUCAAUAACUUUGCCACGUCAUAACUCAUUUUCAAACUCGAGUUCAGUUAUUUUUGAAAACUUAAUCAUGAUCAGCGGGUCAAUUUCCCCUUAAAAAUGUAUUUCAUCAACAUUUUCAGAGCCCGCUGCAUACGUUGCUGAUAAAACCGAUGUUUUGAUCAACGAUUCGGAAAAUGUUCUAGGAAAUUACGCGCCAAAAUAUCCAUUGUACGAUUUCACGGCUUAA